GUCUGGGACUUUUUCGUGUCACGCUCCAACCAGGAACUUGCGUCUCGCUGUGUGACAGUGGGGACAAUCAGGGUUUGGAUUUGUUGUCUCUCGGGUCCCACUGGACUCCAACAUGGAGCCCACCAAUCUACAGAAAGCUAUAGCAGUGGCACAAAAGGCCGCACAGGAGGACGACGUGGGCAACUACGAGGAGGCCAUUCGCUCCUACAAACACGCCGUCAAGUACUUUUUACACAUUUUACAUCGUGAGCCGCAGGGUAAAGAUGGCAAUCAGAAAAUCAGAGAAAAAUGUAAGGAGUACCUGGACCGAGCAGAAGAACUACAGGAGUACCUAGUGUAUAAAGAGAAAGCUAUUGAUCUUGCCAGCAAAGCAGCUCAAGAGGAUAAAGCGCAGAACUAUGAGGAGGCUCUGCGAAUGUACCAGGCUGCCGUACAGUACUUCCUCCAUGUGGUCAAAUACGAAGCCCAAGGUGACAAGGCCAAACAGAGCAUCCGAGCCAAAUGUGCCGAAUAUUUGGAUAGGGCAGAGAAGCUGAAAGAGUAUCUCAAGAAGAAGGAGAAGGCUCCUCCUGCUAAGCCUGUCAAAGAGUCACAAUCUGAUGACAAAGGGAAUGAAAGUGACGACGGUGAUGACUCAGAGAAAAAGAAAAUGCAGAAUCAACUGUCAGGUGCCAUUGUUAUGGAGAAACCAAACAUCAAGUGGGAUGAUGUUGCUGGGUUAGAGGGAGCCAAGGAGGCCCUGAAAGAAGCUGUGAUCCUUCCAAUCAAAUUCCCUCACCUAUUUACAGGAAAGAGAACUCCAUGGAGAGGGAUCCUGCUCUUUGGACCUCCGGGGACAGGAAAGUCUUACUUAGCUAAAGCUGUCGCUACAGAGGCAAACAAUUCAACCUUCCUGUCAGUCUCUUCGUCUGAUCUCGUGUCCAAAUGGUUGGGAGAGAGUGAAAAGUUGGUCAAGAAUCUGUUCGCCCUGGCAAGAGAACACAGGCCCUCCAUCAUCUUCAUUGACGAAAUCGACUCCCUGUGUGGCUCCAGAAGUGAGAACGAGAGUGAGGCGGCGCGUCGUAUUAAGACAGAGUUCCUGGUGCAGAUGCAAGGUGUUGGGAAUGACAAUGAAGGCGUGCUGGUGCUCGGUGCGACAAACAUUCCAUGGACCCUAGACUCUGCUAUCAGAAGAAGAUUUGAGAAAAGGAUCUACAUUCCGCUGCCGGAAGAACAUGCGCGCACAUUCAUGUUCAAGCUCCACCUGGGUUCCACCCCCACCAGUCUCGCCGAAUCCGACUUCAUCACACUGGGCAAGAAAACAGAUGGCUACUCGGGCGCAGAUAUUAGUGUUAUCGUGAGAGACGCGCUAAUGCAGCCAGUUAGAAAGGUCCAGGCAGCCACUCACUUUAAAAGGGUGAACGGGCCUUCGAGAGACGACCCCAGAAUUGUUGUACAUGACUUCUUGACUCCUUGUUCACCGGGAGACCCCAAUGCUAUUGAAAUGACUUGGAUGGAUGUGCCUGGAGAAAAGCUUUUGGAACCUGUAGUUUGCAUGUCGGACAUGUUGAGAUCUUUGACCAGCACCAAGCCAACUGUCAAUGAACAAGAUCUGGGAAAAUUGACAAAAUUCACAGAGGACUUUGGACAGGAAGGCUAGUUUCAUCAAUGCUGAACUUGGCCAAACUAAAGCAAAAUAAUUGCAAUGUUAUAUUUACUGUUUGUUUUUUUGUGUGUCAUCUUAACUACUCACCAGGCCUUGAUAUUUGUGUUUCUGCAACUUUUUCAUACUCCCCUCCCCCACACCCACCCACUCUAAUUACCACAAAACAACUUCUUCAGUUGGUGUCAUAACAUUAUACGGAGCUUAGAAGAAUUUUGGAUUUAUGCACUAAAGUUGUUGAUGGCAAAAUA
Messenger RNA from Entelurus aequoreus (snake pipefish), 1893 nucleotides. It is a transcript of the gene vps4b, whose product is annotated as vacuolar protein sorting 4 homolog B. Gene Ontology annotation, molecular function: ATP binding; ATP hydrolysis activity. The transcript is spliced from 13 exons. The record is from RefSeq and is a predicted model, not a curated record. Gene Ontology annotation, biological process: vacuole organization; endosomal transport. Lineage: Eukaryota; Metazoa; Chordata; Actinopteri; Syngnathiformes; Syngnathidae. Bases 113 to 1639 code for a protein of 508 amino acids.